ACCCGGAAGAGGAUAUGAGUCUUUGAGCGUGCGUCCUGUGCUGAGUAUAGUGUGCUCCUGGUGUAGUUUUUUUUGUGUGUGUGUGGAGAAACUCUUGUGAUAAUGUACGAUGCAGACGAAGAUAUGCAGUAUGAGGAGGAUGAUGACGAAAUAACUCCGGAUCUGUGGCAGGAAGCAUGUUGGAUUGUCAUAAGUUCUUACUUUGACGAGAAAGGCUUGGUGCGACAGCAGCUUGAUUCUUUUGACGAGUUCAUUCAGAUGUCUGUGCAGAGAAUCGUGGAAGAUGCACCACCUAUUGACUUACAGGCUGAAGCACAGCAUACUACUGGAGAAGUAGAAGAGCCACCAAGAUACCUUUUGAAGUUUGAGCAAAUAUAUUUAUCUAAACCAACACACUGGGAAAGAGAUGGUGCCCCUUCACCAAUGAUGCCAAACGAAGCAAGACUAAGAAAUUUAACGUAUUCUGCCCCUCUCUACGUUGAUAUCACAAAGACUGUCAUAAAAGAAGGGGAGGAACAGAUUCAAACGCAGCAUCAGAAAACUUUUAUUGGAAAAAUACCAAUAAUGUUGCGUUCUACAUACUGCCUCUUGAAUGGCCUUACUGAUCGCGAUCUAUGCGAGUUAAAUGAAUGUCCACUAGACCCAGGAGGUUACUUUAUCAUUAAUGGGUCUGAGAAGGUUUUAAUUGCUCAAGAAAAAAUGGCCACAAACACUGUAUACGUCUUUGCAAAGAAAGAUUCAAAGUAUGCUUAUACGGCCGAGUGCCGGUCCUGCUUGGAGAAUUCUUCAAGACCAACAAGUUCUAUAUGGGUCAGCAUGCUUGCAAGGGGAGGUCAGGGAGCCAAAAAAAGUGCUAUUGGUCAGCGUAUUGUUGCUACGUUGCCUUAUAUUAAACAAGAAGUGCCCAUUAUCAUUGUGUUCAGGGCAUUGGGGUUUGUAUCCGACAGAGACAUAUUGGAACACAUUAUCUAUGACUUUGAAGAUCCUGAGAUGAUGGAAAUGGUGAAACCCUCUCUUGAUGAGGCCUUUGUUAUUCAGGAGCAAAACGUGGCCUUGAACUUCAUAGGUUCCAGGGGUGCGAAGCCUGGUGUUACAAAAGAAAAAAGAAUCAAAUAUGCAAAAGAAGUUCUUCAGAAAGAAAUGCUUCCUCACGUUGGUGUCAGUGACUUCUGUGAGACUAAAAAAGCCUACUUCUUGGGGUACAUGGUGCAUCGACUGCUUCUUGCUGCUUUGGGAAGAAGAGAGCUUGAUGAUAGAGACCAUUAUGGAAACAAAAGACUGGACCUCGCAGGACCUCUGCUUGCCUUUCUCUUUAGAGGAAUGUUUAAAAACUUGCUAAAAGAAGUAAGGAUCUAUGCACAGAAAUUCAUUGAUCGAGGAAAAGACUUUAAUUUGGAACUGGCAAUUAAGACGAGAAUAAUUUCAGAUGGCUUAAAGUACUCCUUGGCUACUGGAAAUUGGGGCGACCAAAAGAAAGCCCAUCAAGCUAGAGCUGGUGUUUCACAGGUUUUGAACAGAUUGACGUUUGCAUCAACUCUUUCGCACUUGCGGAGAUUAAACUCCCCUAUUGGCAGAGAUGGAAAACUUGCCAAACCUAGACAGCUGCAUAACACCUUAUGGGGAAUGGUAUGCCCUGCAGAGACUCCUGAGGGUCAUGCUGUGGGUCUUGUAAAGAAUCUUGCUUUAAUGGCUUAUAUAUCGGUUGGCUCUCAGCCUUCACCAAUAUUGGAGUUCUUGGAAGAAUGGAGUAUGGAAAACCUUGAAGAAAUUUCUCCUGCUGCCAUUGCAGAUGCUACAAAAAUAUUUGUGAACGGAUGCUGGGUUGGAAUACACAAGGAUCCAGAACAACUAAUGAAUACACUUCGAAAGCUGCGUCGUCAAAUGGACAUCAUUGUGUCAGAGGUCUCAAUGAUAAGGGAUAUAAGGGAAAGAGAAAUCAGAAUCUACACGGAUGCAGGAAGGAUUUGUCGGCCGCUUCUGAUUGUAGAAAAACAAAAGUUGUUGCUGAAAAGAAGACACAUUGACCAGCUUAAAGAGAGAGAAUACAAUAAUUAUAGUUGGCAGGACCUGGUGGCUAGUGGAGUUGUUGAAUACAUUGAUACACUUGAAGAGGAGACGGUCAUGCUUGCUAUGACGCCUGAUGAUUUGCAAGAAAAGGGUGUUGCUUAUUGUUCAACAUACACACAUUGUGAAAUUCACCCAUCCAUGAUUCUAGGAGUCUGUGCUUCAAUUAUACCAUUUCCUGACCACAACCAGUCUCCUAGGAAUACCUACCAGUCUGCUAUGGGUAAACAAGCUAUGGGCGUCUAUAUUACCAAUUUUCAUGUUCGUAUGGAUACUUUAGCUCAUGUGCUAUAUUACCCUCAAAAGCCCUUGGUUACCACCAGAUCAAUGGAGUACCUGCGUUUCAGAGAACUUCCCGCUGGCAUUAAUUCUAUUGUUGCUAUUGCUUCUUAUACUGGAUAUAACCAAGAGGAUUCUGUCAUCAUGAACCGCUCUGCUGUGGACAGAGGUUUCUUCAGGUCUGUCUUCUAUCGUUCCUAUAAAGAACAGGAGUCCAAAAAAGGAUUUGACCAAGAAGAAAUUUUUGAGAAACCUACUCGUGAAACUUGUCAAGGCAUGCGACAUGCAAUUUAUGAUAAAUUAGAUGAUGAUGGUUUAAUUGCACCUGGUGUCAGGGUCUCUGGAGAUGAUGUAAUCAUUGGCAAAACUGUAACAUUGCCUGAAAAUGAGGAUGAGCUUGAAAGCACAAAUCGCCGGUACACCAAGAGGGAUUGCAGCACUUUUCUUCGUACAAGUGAAACUGGAAUUGUGGAUCAGGUUAUGGUAACGCUCAACCAGGAAGGUUACAAGUUUUGCAAGGUGAAGUAACGGUCUGUUAGAAUCCCUCAGAUUGGAGAUAAGUUUGCUAGUCGAAACGGACAGAAGGUUACCUGUGGAAUUCAGUACAGACAGGAGGAUAUGCCUUUUACUUGUGAAGGUAUUACCCCUGAUAUUAUCAUUAACCCCCAUGCCAUCCCUUCACGUAUGACAAUUGGACACUUGAUUGAAUGUCUCCAAGGGAAGGUGUCCGCAAAUAAGGGGGAAAUUGGUGACGCAACUCCAUUUAAUGAUGCAGUUAAUGUGCAGAAGAUUUCAAAUUUGUUAUCAGACUAUGGGUACCAUCUUAGAGGAAAUGAGGUCCUGUACAAUGGAUUUACCGGUCGUAAAAUCACGUCACAAAUUUUUAUUGGACCUACUUACUAUCAGAGGUUAAAGCACAUGGUAGAUGAUAAGAUUCAUUCCCGUGCAAGAGGCCCUAUUCAGAUUUUAAACAGACAGCCAAUGGAAGGUAGAUCACGUGAUGGAGGUCUUCGUUUUGGAGAAAUGGAACGUGACUGUCAAAUAGCCCAUGGUGCUGCACAGUUUCUUCGUGAAAGAUUGUUUGAAGCUUCUGACCCCUACCAAGUACAUGUUUGUAAUCUAUGUGGAUUAAUGGCAAUUGCAAACACCAGAACCCACACCUAUGAAUGCAGAGGAUGUCGAAACAAAACACAAAUAUCCUUGGUGCGAAUGCCUUAUGCCUGCAAACUUCUAUUUCAGGAGCUUAUGUCGAUGAGCAUUGCCCCACGCAUGAUGUCAUCCUAGUUCAACUUUUUUUGUAUUAAAAACUCUGUUAUGGGAUCAAUAGGAAGUUCUAAUAGAUAUCACUAUAUAAACCCAAGACAAAUUAUUAUUUUUUUCAUUAAUAUGUGACAUGCAGUAUGGUUGUAACACAUUUGUUUUGGUUUUAUAGGACAUGAACUGUAAAUUUAAGGGUGGAACUCAAGGUUUAUUUUUGUAUAGAGUAGGCAAGAGCAUCUGUAAUUUUUAUACUGCAGUCUGUGUCCCAAUUUAGGAGAUCUCAUAUCGCAUCAUUUCUUUCAAUGGUGUGGAGGGAUUUCCUUAUUGGGGACACAAAUAAAAACUGAUGGUGGUUCUGACUCUUGACCAUUUUAGCUAAAGCCAAACUUGUUUUUUGGAAGUACUGCUUCAGAUAGUAGGGCUAUGUAUAAAGUGUCGGACUUAAAAAGAGUGUUUUUUUCCUAGAAACCUAUUUUCUUUUAUGCAUGUUCCAACUUUGUCUAGCAGCAGGAAGUAGUGGAAAUGAUUAAAUGUUAAGAGAAAUUGAUAGUUUUUGUCAGGCAGACACUUGGGCUGCUUUCACACUAAGAUUUUACAGCAUUAUUUCCUUGCUAACAACACAGCAACCGCUAAAUCCCUUUAAAUCCUAUGGAACUCUUCACACCUCUGUGCAUGCUGUAUCUUUGGUGUGCUUUGCAAAACUGCACCAAAAUCGCAGCUACCAAUUGAAAUAAAAAAAAAAGUGUGGCAAACACGCAUCAAAUAUGCA
Rana temporaria (common frog) is the source of this 4372-nucleotide messenger RNA. It is a transcript of the gene POLR2B, whose product is annotated as RNA polymerase II subunit B. Gene Ontology annotation, biological process: DNA-templated transcription. Gene Ontology annotation, molecular function: ribonucleoside binding; DNA-directed RNA polymerase activity; DNA binding. The record is from RefSeq and is a predicted model, not a curated record. Gene Ontology annotation, cellular component: RNA polymerase II, core complex. NCBI's taxonomy places the organism in Eukaryota, Metazoa, Chordata, Amphibia, Anura, Ranidae.